This is a messenger RNA of Fraxinus pennsylvanica, 783 nucleotides long. Lineage: Eukaryota; Viridiplantae; Streptophyta; Magnoliopsida; Lamiales; Oleaceae. The record is from the annotation of a GenBank genome assembly.
AUGAGUUCUGAAACUAAAAAUUCAGAGCCUGAAACCAGUUCCAACUCAUCCUCAUUCUCCUCGUCCUCGUUAUCAUCUCCGGGAGCAACACAGUUUCUAUCUGCUGCCAAUAAUUGUGCUGUGAACGCCCAGCAGAAGUCAACUGUAGAAGCUACCAAAAAAAUAAAGAGAAUCAGGGAGUCUACCGGCGGUGGCAGCAAACACCCGGUCUAUCGGGGCGUCAGGAUGCGCAACUGGGGAAAAUGGGUGUCUGAAAUCCGCGAGCCCCGCAAGAAAUCACGCAUAUGGCUCGGCACUUUUUCCACACCGGAAAUGGCAGCCCGAGCUCACGACGUGGCGGCGUUAAGCAUUAAAGGAAGCUCCGCCAUACUCAACUUCCCUGAACUCUCCGGCUCACUUCCUCGACCGGUUUCCCGUAGCCCACGAGAUGUCCAGGCGGCUGCAGCAAAAGCAGCAGCUAUGACGAAGUUUGAUUUAUUCACAUCCCCUUCAUCUUCUUCUCCAUCUUCGUCAAGUAUUUUAUCAUUUUCUUCUUCAUUAUCAUCUCUGGUUUCUGAUACGGACCUUUCAACUACAUCAGAAGAAUUGAGUGAGAUCAUUAAAUUGCCUAUUCUGGGAUCGUGUUUCGACUCGGUAGAACUGAGGAAUGAUUUUGUGUAUGUGGACAACUCGGUGGUGGACGGAUGGCUGGACCCUCCGCCAUGGUUGAGCGGUGGUGAUAUUGAUAAUCGUGUGGAAAUUUCUAGCUCCAGCUUUGAAUCCUUGUUGUGGAAUAAUUUAUAG